Glycine soja is the source of this 1396-nucleotide messenger RNA. RefSeq names its product serine/threonine-protein kinase SAPK7-like. The transcript has 9 exons. Gene Ontology annotation, molecular function: ATP binding; protein serine/threonine kinase activity. Lineage: Eukaryota; Viridiplantae; Streptophyta; Magnoliopsida; Fabales; Fabaceae. The coding region runs from base 229 to 1164 and encodes 311 amino acids. The record is from RefSeq and is a predicted model, not a curated record. Gene Ontology annotation, biological process: intracellular signal transduction; protein phosphorylation.
CUUUGGAAGGCUUAAAUUGAAAAGUAUCUCUCUAAUUAAGGCGCGCAAGUGAGAGUGAUUUUCCUCCCGCGCGUUCUCUGAUCACUUAACAGCUUGGUUAUGUAUCUAUCCAUCGAUUAGGGUUUGAUCGAUCAUUGGCUUGCGCAAGUGCCUAGUUAGUAGUUAGUGGCUGAUUAAUUAUGGUGUUUGAACUUUGAAGAACAAACACAAACGAAGGUGUGUGUGUGUAUGGAGAAGUACGAGAUAGUGAAUGAGGAGAUAGGGAUUGGGAGAGACGCGGUCGUAAGACUUAUGCGUUGCAAAGAAACUAAGGAUCUCGUUGCCGUCAAAUACAUCCCACGGGAAGACAGGAUUAUUGAUGAGAAGGUGGCAAGGGAAAUCAUAAACCUUAGAUCUCUUCGUCAUCCGAAUAUUGUUCAGUUCAAGGAGGUGGCUUUGACUCCAACGCAUCUUGCAAUAGUUAUGGAGUAUGCAGCGGGUGGAGAGCUGUAUAACCGAGUUUGCAACGGAAGAAUACGUGAAGACGAGGCUCGAUAUUUCUUCCAGCAGUUGAUUUCAGGAGUUAGUUAUUGCCACGACAAGGAAAUAUGUCAUCGAGACUUGAAGUUGGAGAAUACUUUAUUGGAUGGAAGCCCUGCUAAUCGCCUUAAAAUUUGUGAUUUCGGCUAUUCUAAGUCAUACCUACUUCAUUCGAGACCCCAUUCAGUGAUUGGAACUCCAGCCUAUAUUGCACCAGAGGUUCUUUCCGGGAAAGAUUACGAUGGAAAGUUGGCAGAUGUAUGGUCCUGUGGAGUGAUACUUUAUACAAUGUUGGUAGGAGCAUUGCCAUUUGAGGACAUAAAGGAUACCGAAAAUUUCCAGAAAACCAUAAAACGAGUUAUGGCUGUUCAAUACAAGUUCCCUGAAAGAGUUUACAUAUCUCAAGACAGUAAAAAUCUGAUAUCUCGCAUUUUUGUGGCAAAUCCAGCAAUGAGAAUCACCAUGAAGGAAAUCAAGUCACAUCCUUGGUUUUUAAAGAACUUGCCUAAGGAAUUGAGAGACGGGGCUCAAGAUGUCUACUACAAUGAAGAAAAUACAAAAUAUCCUCUUCAAAGUAUAGAAGAGAUCAUGAACAUUGUCAACGAGGCCAAAACUACAACUGCAACUUCCAGUCCAUAUCUAUAGUGGAGAUUGAUUGGAAAUUAAUGUAAGAAAAAAUAAUGCUUAAUUAGGUACAUGAAAUCAUUUAUGAGAAGUGAGUCAAGGAAACACAAACUAUUAAUGUAUGUAAGAAAAAAUAAUGCUUAAUUAGAUUUUUGGCUCACUUUUCCCCCCUAACUUAAGGCGAAUGUUUUGCCUGUAUCUAUGUAUCAAAUUUAGUUUUAUGACAUAAAGUUUAACUGUGCAUUUUUGUUGA